Molecule: messenger RNA, 1344 nt
Organism: Aspergillus clavatus NRRL 1
Lineage: Eukaryota; Fungi; Ascomycota; Eurotiomycetes; Eurotiales; Aspergillaceae
Gene: pex13
Product: peroxin PEX13
Exons: 3
Coding region: 1-1344 (447 amino acids)
Biological process (GO): protein import into peroxisome matrix, docking
Cellular component (GO): peroxisome; peroxisomal importomer complex; peroxisomal membrane
Molecular function (GO): protein binding
Source: RefSeq, a predicted model, not a curated record
AUGGCGUCGGUUUCGCCACCCAAACCGUGGGAGAGAGCAGGUGCUGCUGCUGCUGCUGGCGGAACUGCGAUCUCAGCCUCCCCCGUCGGUAGUUCGACCAUGACUCCUAUAACCGGCGCUGCGACGGCGCCGACCGCCACAACAUCCACACCUGCAACCACCUCAACAAUAUCCUCCACCGUUCCCGCCUUACCCUCCCGCCCUGACACCCUGAACUCCGUUGUGAACCGGACAGCAUCGAACUACUCACCCUAUGGCGCCUCGCGAUUCGGUGCCUCUCCAUACAGCACAGGCUAUGGCGGCUACGGCGCGUAUUCAUCACCGUACUCGCGCUUCGGCACGAUGGGCUCCAUGUAUGGAGGCGGAUACGGGGGCAUGUAUGGGGGCAUGGGCGGUAUGGGCGGCAUGUACGGUGGUGGCAUGCCCGGGGACCCCAAUGACCCCAAUAGCUUGACGAAUUCGUUCAGCCAGAGCACGCAGGCGACUUUCCAGAUGAUCGAGAGCAUUGUGGGGGCGUUUGGCGGGUUUGCUCAGAUGCUGGAGAGUACCUAUAUGGCGACGCACAGUUCGUUUUUCGCGAUGGUCUCGGUUGCAGAGCAGUUCGGGAAUCUGCGGAAUACCCUCGGUUCCGCCCUGGGGAUCUUCACCAUCAUCAGAUGGUUUCGAACGCUGAUUGCGAAGAUCACUGGGCGUCCUCCGCCAGCGGAUGCGACGUCUCUGACACCCUCGGCCUUUGCGGCGUUCAUGCAUGGGCGCUCGGCGCCUACCACACUCCCCGACGGCUCGCCCGCGCCUCCUAAACCGUCGAAGAAGCCGUUCAUCAUGUUCUUGCUCGCCGUGUUCGGUCUUCCCUACCUGAUGGGCAAACUCAUCAAGGCUCUUGCGCGCUCGCAGGAAGAGCAGCGCAAGCAGCUGAUGCUGGGCCCUAACGGGGAGCCCCUGCAACAGGCACCUUUGGAUCCGUCGAAGCUCGACUUCUGCCGGGUGCUGUACGACUACACCCCCGAGUCGCAGGAGAGCAACGGCAUCGACCUGGCCGUCAAGAAGGGGGACAUUGUCGCCGUGCUGAGCAAGUCGGACCCCAUGGGUAAUGCAUCUGAAUGGUGGCGCUGCCGGGCGCGGGACGGGCGCGUUGGAUACCUCCCCGGGCCGUAUCUCGAGACGAUCCAACGCCGCCCCGGACAACAGGCGAUCACCUCUGGCAGCGACGCCGGCAGCCGCAGCAACACCAUGUCGUCCACGAUUGAGCAGGCCCAAGCCGUCGACGAGAAGAAGCCGGUCCGGAAGGGUAAGAUGGGUGAUAUUUCACCGGAGAGUUUCCAGAAGGGCGCCUUCUACUCGUGA